UGAGCCAGCCUGGCACAUACCGUAGCCUUAGGGACAGGAUUUUUUCCCCAGCUCUGUGUGUAACCCUUUCUCUGAGCUCCUGAUUCUCAGCUUGCACACGCCUGUGUCACUCAGCGUGGGGAUGGGGAGGUGAGGCAGCUGCGUGUUAUAAGCCAGGAGAGGAGAGACCCAGCGCUCAGAGGGCUCCUGCGGUUGCAGGUCAAUUAAAAUGAUGUCCCUGUAAACUGAGGAGGAAAGUGAAGGGCCUGGACUGAGCUUUAGACUGGCACACUCUGCUCGUUUGGCUCAGGCUGCAGACUCCUCCCUAGGCGUGUUCUUGGCGAUAUGGAGCCUCGCUGCCAGCUUUGGCCAUGGACACUAUUUGUCCUCCUGGCUGCCGCGCGGCUGCUGGGGGCGCAGCGAGGCUGCUCCCGCGGAGCCUGUUACCCCCCGGCCGGGGACCUGCUGCUGGGCCGGGCCCACGGCCUCAGAGCCUCCUCCACCUGCGGCCUCACCAAGCCCGAGACCUACUGCACGCCCCACGGAGAGUGGAGCAUGAGGUGCUGCAGGUGCGACUCGCGGGUGCCGCACGCGCACAACGGCCACCGCGUGCAGAACGUCCUGUCCCCGGCCGGGCACACGCGCUGGUGGCAGUCCCAGAGCGGUGUCAAGCACGUCUCUUUGCAGCUGGACCUGGACCAGACCUUCCAGCUCAGCAGCAUCCUGCUCCACUUCAGGUCCCCGCUGCCCGCUGCCAUGCUGAUCGAGCGCUCCGAUGACUUGGGCAGGACCUGGCACGUGUACCAGUACUUGGCCUCCGACUGCGCCGCCGCCUUCCCCCACGUCCCCCGGGGCUCCCCCGAGAGCUGGCAGGACAUUCGGUGCCAGGCGCUGCAGGGGCACCCUCUGCACGGGGGCAAGGUGAAAUUCAGUGUCCAAGACCUGGCGUCUGCUCUCACUGCCUCUUACAGCCAGACCGUCGAGAAGCUGGGGCCGUUCACCAACCUGCGGAUCAACUUCACCGAGCUCCCCCACAUCGCUCGCCAGGGCUACCACUCACCCAGCACCUUCUACGCCGUGACUGAGAUGAAGGUGCUGGGGAGCUGCUUCUGCCACGGCCACGCCGACCGCUGUGCCCCUUCUGGAGACCAGCACUCCACGCAGGUCCACGGGCGCUGCGUGUGCCAGCACAACACCGACGGCCCCAACUGCGACCGCUGCGCCGCCCUCUACAACAACCGGCCCUGGGCAGCCGCCGAGGACAGCGACCCCCACGAGUGCCAGAGGUGUAACUGCAAUGGUCACUCAGCCUCGUGCCACUUUGACCCGGAGCUGUACCGUGCCAGCGGGGGGGUGAGCGGGGGUGUGUGCGAUGGCUGCCAGCACAACACCGAAGGCAACAACUGCGAGCGCUGCAAAACCAACUAUUUUCGCAACCAGCUGCAAGAUCUCAGCCAUCCUGAAGCCUGUCUGCCCUGUGAGUGUGACCCGGACGGCACCGUGCCGGGCUCCAUCUGUGACCCGCUGACGGGGCGCUGCGUCUGCAAGGAGAACGUGCAGGGCGACCGCUGCCACCUCUGCAAGCCAGGCUUUGCCCAGCUGGCCAACGCCAACCCCGUGGGGUGCCGCAGAUGUACCUGCAACGUGCUGGGAACACGGCAGGACAUGCCCUGUGACGACGAGACAGGGAGGUGCUUCUGCUUGCCCAACGUGGUGGGGAACGAGUGCAAUGAGUGUGCAGCAGAGCACUGGGCCAUGGGGAGCGGCCAGGGCUGCCGGCCCUGCGGCUGCCACCUGCCUGGCUCCCACAGCCCCCACUGCAACCAGUUCACAGGGCAGUGCCCGUGCAGAGAAGGCUUCACAGGACGGACGUGCUCUGCUGUGCAGCAGCAGGUUUGCCCAGACAGGCACUACGGAGACGUCCGGGCAGGGUGCAGAGAAUGCGACUGCGACUUCCAGGGCACGGAGGACGUGGGAUGCGACAAGAGCACGGGCCAGUGCCUGUGCCGCCCGGGUGUCACGGGCCCCCGCUGUGACCAGUGCCAGCGUGGCCACUGCAGCACCUACCCCGGCUGCCAGCUGUGCCACCCCUGCUUCCGAGCCUACGACGGGGACGUCCAGCGCCUGCGCCUGCGCCUGCGCCAGGCUGGCCUCAGCAACUCCAGCAUGCAGCUGCCCCCCGGCAGCGGCGGCUCCCGGCUCGGCCCCCGGCUCACGCAGGCACAGGGCACCCUGCAGCAGGCACAGGGCAUCCUGGGCCACGCUCCAGUGACAGAGCAGAGCCUGGCCCAGGUGGGCAGUGUGCUCGCUGCCAUCAGGGAGCAGGUCCAAGGCAUAAAUCCUGACCUUUAUUUUCUGGAUGAGACAGCCUCUCUCUCAAGGGAGCUUGAAGCCCUCAACAGCAGCUUGCUUAUCACUAACACCCAGUAUCUGAGCAAGAAGACCCAGUUUGAGUCCAGCCGCAGCAAGGAUCUGUCAGGAGCCUUCAGGACAAUCAGAUCUGCUUACCAGACAUCCACCAAUGCCAGCAGCCACGUCGCCGGUGUCUCGGGGCUCCUGGCUGAGUCCCAGGAGAGCCGCGGGAGCGUCGAGGGGCUGCUGGAGGGUCUCAGGGCAUCCAGCUCCAAGCUGCUGGCCCUGAAGGGCGAGAUCGCCUCCUCUCCCAACCUCACCCCUGUCAUCAAUAAGAUCUGCGGCGGUGUCCGUGCACAGCCGUGCACACCAGCGCAGUGCCAGGGGCUGCUCUGCCCCGUGCCAGGCGGCAGCGCCUGCGGGAACGGCCGCCCCUGCCACGGCAUCGUCCCCCUGUCCGGGGCAGCCCUGGCCACGGCCGGGCAGGCAGCCAGGGAGUUCCGCAGCCUGAACGCCCGGCUCCGGGACAUGGCCCAGCUGAUUGAAACAACAGAGACAUCUGCAAGUCAGAUUCAAAGCAGCGCCCGGCGGCUGGUGGAGCAGAUGAGUGUGACCAGGACACAGGUAGAAGGAGACGUGCGGCGCAUCCAGCAGUUCAUCCAGCAAGUGCGAAACUUCCUGUCAGACAAAGACACAGACCCUGCCACUAUCCAGGAAAUCAGUGAGUCUGUCCUCUCCUUACGUCUCCCCACGGAUGCUGCUGCAGUCUUGAGGAAAAUGACUGAGAUCCAGAAUUUAGCAACUAAUCUGAAGUGCCCGGAGAGUUUACUCGCCCAGACGGCCGAGGACAUUGCUAAGGCCAAGCAGCUCCAGCAGCAGGCAGAACAAGCCAGGAACCGGGCCAAUGCCGUGGAGGGCAGCGUGGAGGAGGUGCUGGGGAACCUGCGCCGAGCCAACGCGCUGCUCCUGGAGGCUCGAGGGGCCAUCAAGGGCUCCGGCUCUUCCCUGCGCUUCAUCCAGGAGCGCGUUGAUGAGAUCGAGGCCGUCCUUGGCCCGGCUGAGGAGCACGUGCAGUCGGUGGCGGCGGAGCUGGCCGUGCUGCUGGAGCGGCUGCAGCAGCUGCAGCACGGAGCAGCCCAGAGCCGCCACAGGGCUGCUGACGUGCAGCAGGCGGCCAGCGAGGCGCAGGAGCAGGCCCAGGGAGCGCAGCAGGCUUUUGAAAAAGUGAAACAAAUGUAUGCUGAGCUGAAGAGAAGGAUGGAGCAGGGCCCAGCUCAUGGAGAGCAGGGCAGCAGGGUGCAAAGCAUAGACAUGGAGGCACGGGCUUUGUUUGAGGAAACUUUGACUAUGAUGCUCAGGAUGGAAACUUUACAAACAGAAAUUCUGAAGAGCAAUGAGGCUUUGAUGUCCAAGUCAGCCAGGCUGGCAGGCCUGGAGGAGCAAGUGGCAAGGAUCCGGGAUGCCAUCAACAAGCAAGUCGUCUACUACAACACAUGCGAGUGAGGAGCUGCCCGUGCUUGGGCAGUGUUGCCUUCCUCCUCUGCAGACACUCACUGGUGUAUUUAUUGCCAUUUUCCAGCUGGAGCUCUCAUGUGCCUAACAUCUCUAUUUUUAGCAAAUUGAGUUUCUGUACCUCUGGAAAAUAGCUGCACUGAGUCAAAGGAGAAACCCCACGGAGAGGAUAAACCUUGGUUGGACUGGCUGAAGCUGCCUGGUGGUUGGAGGAAAAAGGGGGACAGGCAGCAAUCCUCCAUGGCAGAAAAAAACAUCCUCAAAGCUGUUGUUUCCAGAGGGCUUUAUAGACCAAGACAUUCUUUCUUUUCUUGUUUUAGCCAAUUCAAGCUCUUUAAGCUGAAUUUCAUUGUUCAAAUUAAAGCCCUUAUGUGGGGUCUUUUAAAGCUCUUUAUCUAUGCUGCAGUUAAUCCUUAAAACUUGCCAUGGCUUCAGUACUUCCCUUCUGGAUCUUUCUUCAAAUUCCCAGCUCACAGAAACGGGGAAUUUUAUCUCCAUCACAUUUGUACAACACACCCAUGUUUAUACAAAUAAGAGAAAUGCAGCCUCAUACUCAAAGGUGAAGUCAAAUGUCUUGUCUGACUUUCUGCCACA
Molecule: messenger RNA, 4437 nt
Organism: Colius striatus (speckled mousebird)
Lineage: Eukaryota; Metazoa; Chordata; Aves; Coliiformes; Coliidae
Gene: LAMB3
Product: laminin subunit beta 3
Exons: 24
Coding region: 325-3834 (1169 amino acids)
Source: RefSeq, a predicted model, not a curated record